CCCAAAAGACCCCUCCCUAUCCUCUGCUCGCUCCGAACAUCACAGCUCACGGCGACAACAAAGGUCAACAGACAAACAGCUUCAGAGAAAGCCAUGAACGCUAAUCUCCUCAAAAUCCAACACCAACUUUUGCUUUUCCGAAUUUCCCAAACUACCCUUCCCCGCCUUCCUCCCUCCACUCACCUCUUUCAGAAACUACCCUUCCAAUCAUCUUCACUUUCCUUCGCUAAACCUGCCCAAUGCUUCAAAUUUUCAAGCCCUUCCAAAGUCGAAACACCGGUUUACUUUGAAGAAAGAGAAGGACCCAACAAUGGGUCGUCGGUGGAAUUUGAAGACUUGGCACCAAACGGUCUCGUUUACAGGAAGACGCUGAGAUUGGUGGAGUGUUCCAUGUUUGCUGCUGUUACUGGACUCAUCUAUUUCUUGAGCAAUUCCCUCGCAAUUGAGAACUACUUUGGGUGUUUCUUUUCAUUGCCAAUAGUGAUCUCCUCUAUACGAUGGGGUGUUGCAUGUGGAAGGAAACAAUUGGUGGCGACAGUUAUGUUAUUGUUUGUCUUGUCUGGCCCUGUAAAAGCCCUAAACUAUUUGCUUACGCAUGGAAUACUUGGUUUUACAAUGGGUGCUUUAUGGAGGCUGGGAGCUGAUUGGAGUGUCUCGAUUUUCUUGUGCACAAUUGCUCGAUCAAUGGGUGCAAUGGGCUAUGUCUUCACAACUUCUUUCUUAAUAAGAGAAAACAUACUGGCUUUGAUCACUAUAAACAUUCAUGCUUCUCUGAUGUACAUUUUUGCUGCCGUGGGCAUCAAUUUGAUUCCGUCUAUGAACUUCAUAUAUUUCUUAUUUGGGAUUUUGGUUUUGCUUAAUAGUGCCUCCUUUGUGUUCUUGCUGCACCUCUUGUAUUCGGUGUUCCUUACCAGAAUGGGAAUGAAGACUUCAUUGAGAUUGCCAAGAUGGUUGGAGAAGGCUAUAUGAUGUAUAUUGUUGCUAAAUUGCAUUGAAUUUUUAUCCACUUAAAAAGUUGUUGUUCAACUCUAUUGAUGUGAAAAGUGAAAGUGCAAGAGAUAGGGGA
Molecule: messenger RNA, 1066 nt
Organism: Durio zibethinus
Lineage: Eukaryota; Viridiplantae; Streptophyta; Magnoliopsida; Malvales; Malvaceae
Source: RefSeq, a predicted model, not a curated record